Magnolia sinica is the source of this 1978-nucleotide messenger RNA. RefSeq lists its product as uncharacterized. The transcript has 4 exons. Bases 420 to 1700 code for a protein of 426 amino acids. NCBI's taxonomy places the organism in Eukaryota, Viridiplantae, Streptophyta, Magnoliopsida, Magnoliales, Magnoliaceae. The record is from RefSeq and is a predicted model, not a curated record.
CGAACGCGUUUUUGCUUCUUCAGCGGCUACGCUCCCGAAACCCUAACCCUUGGGUUUUCCAUCUCAUAUCUCAAGGGCUGCUCUCUGCAAUUCGAUUGGAAGCGAUUUUCAUCGGAAUACGCUUGGAUACCAUCAUAUAAUUCCACUCAAGCCCUAGAUUUCGAUCCCGUCGAUCGUUUAUUGCUAGGGUUUGUAUUUUCUCUUUUCCCGGUGAAAUUUGGCUGGAAUUUCUACCGAUUUGGAGUUUGAUUUCAGCGGGGUUAUUGUUUGAUUGACAUUAGGGCGUCGAAACUCCCAGGAUUUGAUCAGCUGAAUCAGCGGAGAUCAUGUCUCGCUGCUUUCCGUAUCCCCCGCCCGGGUAUGAGAAGAAGGUCGUCGACGUGGGCCUAGUUGAAUCGAUUAAGAAGCAGCAGUAAUGGAUGAGAGAAGAAACAGUAAUGGAUGAUAUACAUAUUCGAAGAUGGUGUAUGAGUUUUCUCCAGAAAGAAAGGGAGGAGGCCAAGAAAGAGAGGAAAGAGAAGAAGAGGGAGAAGAAAGAGAAGAAGCACAAAUCCAGGGAGGAUGGGAAAACAGACGAGAAGAAGAAACACGGCAGUGAGAAGAGGCACAAGAAUGAGAGUGGCCUGGUGAAUCGAAAGGGAGAGGGAGAAUACAAAGAGAGAAGAGAUGAGGAAACUGAACAGCUGGAGAGGAGCAGCAUCUCUGAAGAGCAUGGGCAGCCUUCCAGCACUCAGAGUUUCUACGUUUCUUCAGACAGCAUACGUGGCAGCAGCAAGAGGAAGAAGCCCGACGCGCCUACUGACUCCUGCUGCAACCAACUCGGAAGUGUGCUCCGCAUCCGGCUACCACUUUCUAAGCACAAGGAUCCAGAACUCCCCAUCAAAGAACCCGAGGCCUGUACUUCGGGCCGAGCGGAGAUCCCUGCAAAAGAGCCACAUACUUUGGGUCGAGCGGAGAUCCCUGCAAAAGAGCGGCAUACUUUAGGCCGAGCGGAGAUCCCUGCAAAAGAGCUGCAUACUGCAGGCCGAGUGCAGAUCCCUGCAAAAGAGCGGCAUACUUCGGGCCGAGUGCAGAUCCCUGCAAAAGAGCCACAUACUUUGGGUCGAGCGGAGAUCCCUGCAAAAGAGCGGCAUACUUUAGGCCGAGCGGAGAUCCCUGCAAAAGAGCUGCAUACUACAGGCCGAGUGCAGAUCCCUGCAAAAGAGCGGCAUACUUCAGGCCGAGCGCAGAUCCCUGCAAAAGAGCGGCAUACUUCAGGCCGAGCGGAGAUCUCUUCCAAAGAGCUGCAUAGUACGGGCCUAGUGCAGAUCCCUGCAAAGGAACUGCAUACUCCAGGCCGAGUGCAGAUCCCUGCAAAAGAGCCACAUACUUCUGGCCGAGCACAGAUCGCUGCAAAAGAGCUGAAUACUUCUGGCCGAGCACAGAUCCCUGUAAAAGAGCCGCCUAAAACUGCUCACGAAUAUAUCAAUGCAGGAGAUUUAAUGGAGAGCUGGAACCCGAUUCCACUGCACAUACAACACCCAGAAUUCGAUAACCUGGAAUGGCUCUUUGAGAGGAGAGAGCAAUGCAGUGAGCCUGACGCUAAAAGGCCGAAAGCCAGUGGCAGCUCGAGCCAUGUGAGCGGUGCUGGUCUGGGUCCACGAGCGUGUUAUUUGCCUGCAGCGGACGUGUAUGCAUUGCCCUAUGUGCUUCCGUUCUAGACACCUGUCGUAGUCAUCCAUGUGGUGUGUAUUGAAGAAUCUACAGCAUGAGAGGUGAAGGUGGAAACAGCAGGGAAUUUUUUUUUCUCUCCCAUCCUGCUUUCUGAAAGCGGGUUGCUGGCGGUGGUGGUUUUACGGGUUCUCAUGCUUGGUGCUUGGCUUGAUGAAUUUGGAGAUGACACGAUGUACAUACAAAAAGCUCAUUCCAUUCGUCACUGAUGUGUGAUAAUUCAAAAGCAGGUGUAGUAGUUUGAUUCCAUAAUGUAUCUGUUGUUUGA